AGCCCUCCAUCUAAACCCUCAUCCCCUCCAUACAAACAACAUGGUCAAAGCCGUCGUUCUCGGUGCUGCUGGUGGUAUCGGCCAGCCUUUGUCGCUGCUCCUGAAGACCAACCCACUGAUCUCCGAGCUGUCGCUGUAUGAUAUCGUGAACACGCCCGGAGUGGCUGCCGAUCUCUCGCAUAUCGCGACGCCGGCCAAGGUGCAGGGAUUCCUGCCCGCCGAUGACGGCCUUAAGAAGGCUCUGACCGGUGCUGACAUCGUUGUCAUUCCUGCUGGUGUUCCCAGAAAGCCCGGGAUGACUAGAGAUGAUCUGUUCAAGAUCAACGCUGGUAUUGUCCGCGACCUCGCCACAGGCAUCGCAACGACCGCCCCCAAGGCUUUCGUCCUCGUCAUCUCCAACCCUGUCAACUCCACCGUCCCCAUCGUCGCCGAGGUAUUCAAGAAGAACGGUGUCUUCGACCCCAAGAGGAUCUUCGGUGUCACGACCCUCGACGUCGUCCGCGCCUCCACCUUCGUCUCCGAAAUCCUCGGCGACCUCUCUCUCGCCCCUUCCAUCAAAGUCCCCGUCGUCGGUGGUCACAGCGGUGUGACGAUCGUCCCCCUCCUCUCGCAAUCCUCCCACCCGCUCCCCACCUCGCUCAAGGGCGACGCGCUCGACAAGCUCGUCAACCGCAUCCAGUUCGGCGGCGACGAGGUCGUCAAGGCCAAGGACGGCGCGGGCUCUGCGACGCUCUCCAUGGCGUACGCCGGCGCCGAGUUCGCCGAGAAGCUCCUCCGUGCGGCCAAGGGCGAGAAGGGCAUCGUCGCGCCGACGUACGUCCACCUCUCCGCGGACAAGGCCGGCGGCGACGCCAUCAAGAAGGAGAUCGGGAAGGACCUCGAUUAUUUCAGCGCCCCUGUCGAGCUUGGGCCUGAGGGUGUCGUGAAGAUCAACUCCCUGGGUAAGAUCAAUGAGUACGAGCAGAAGCUCAUCCAGGCUGCCCUCCCGGACCUCGCUACCAAUAUCGAAAAGGGAGCCUCGUUCAUCGAUGCCCCGAAAUUGUAGGCUUUGAUGCGGUCAGAGAAGUACUAUGUAUGUAAGUUCGAAGAAGUGAAGGAAGAAUAUCGCUGUGCUUGUAUUCCCCGCAUGGAUUGUAUGAGCUCCUGACUCACGACUCCCGUUUAAUGGAAGAUACUGCUCAUAGAUCUGUAUUGGCAGAAAUGGUAUAGGGAUACAGGAUGCGCCGAGGUGCUUGUCAAACAACAAGCCACUCCGAAAUACGGUAUGAAGCAAGGGGAAGCCCAAUAGCUACCGCUUGUCCGUAAGAUACACAACGAUCGUUCGAUGGCGGACAUAUACGAAGCGAGAAAGCAGUUACACAGCAUGAUAGAUCAACAGCGAAAGCGAGAAGAUAAUAAAGACAUGGGCAAAUCGAAGUCCGGAUUUCGACAUGGUUUUCACGGAACAUGCAUAAGAUGCUUACAGAUGCGGAUGCAGAUGCGGUGGUGGGGUAUAUGCUCAUGCAGGCACAGCGACAGGUUUCCGUGCCGGUCUAGCUGUUGGCGUCGCAUUCUCCUUGUCUUCCCGCUCGCUCAU
This is a messenger RNA of Gloeophyllum trabeum ATCC 11539, 1576 nucleotides long. Its product is annotated as NAD-malate dehydrogenase. Bases 41 to 1045 code for a protein of 334 amino acids. The transcript is spliced from 10 exons. Gene Ontology annotation, cellular component: cytoplasm. Gene Ontology annotation, molecular function: L-malate dehydrogenase (NAD+) activity. The record is from RefSeq and is a predicted model, not a curated record. Lineage: Eukaryota; Fungi; Basidiomycota; Agaricomycetes; Gloeophyllales; Gloeophyllaceae. Gene Ontology annotation, biological process: tricarboxylic acid cycle; malate metabolic process.